Molecule: messenger RNA, 1546 nt
Organism: Vicia villosa (hairy vetch)
Lineage: Eukaryota; Viridiplantae; Streptophyta; Magnoliopsida; Fabales; Fabaceae
Exons: 1
Coding region: 72-1442 (456 amino acids)
Source: RefSeq, a predicted model, not a curated record
ACAGAAGCCUCUAUGUAACCGAAAGCCUGCAAGUAACGCCAUUUCAUUUCAUCACCUCUGUUACAACCAAAAUGCUUGAGUUCGUGCUGUUCUACAAGAACCCAUUCCUCCACGCAUCACUCUCCAUCACCCUCGCUCUAACCCUAACCUUCUUCCGCAUCCCAAUCCUCUUCCUCUACGCUCUCCAAACCUACAUCCACCCCGAUUCCCAACCUCAAUCCAAUGGCCUCAAAGCCGCCAUUCGCCGCCCCGGCGUCGACGGUUACCAACCCUUGUCUUCCAAAACCUCCACAGAGCUCAGAAAGAGGAGUAAAGCAAAGGACAAGGUCGAUUUCGAUGAGAGUAAGGCUCAGAUCUUCAGGAUAACGCUCGAUCAGAGUCAUUUGCAGUCUCGUCUUUAUAUCGAUCAGUAUUCCGUUGCCUUUACUGUUUCUUUUAUUGCCCUUUUAUCUAUUUUGCUUCAUAGGUUUUUGGAUUGUGAAGAGGGUAAUGGGUUUUUGGCGAAUGGGGUUUUUGUUCCGGUUUUGUUAUCAAUUUUGAGUCUUUAUACUUGGGGGAUGUUGUUUGUUAAGGUUACGUUUGAAAGAUCUGCGUCGAGGAGGUCGGAGAAGCAGUUGAGUGUUGUUUUUGGGGUUUUGGGGGUUUUCUUAGGGUUGCUUUUUGUUCCAGAGGUUGCUUGUUUGGUUUUGGAGUUUGAUUUUGGGGUUUCUGUUGAUGGGGUUUGGAGGGUUUUGUUGUCUGUGUUAAUGGGUUCUCUUGCUAGUUUCUUGUUCAUUCCUGCUGUGAGAAGUGCGAGAUCUUUUUGGCUUGGGACUGAUCAGAUUCGUUGCAAUUUGUCCAUGAUUACUUGUGGAUUUUAUAACCGCGCGAUUCUUUAUGCGAAUCAAAUCUUGCUUAUUUUUGUGGCUAUUCUGUGGAUUACACCUUUGGCUGAAAGUUUUGUAAACAAAAACUAUAAGGGAGAUAGUGCGACGGGUGGAGUUGGUAAUGCUGAGAGAUUGGUGGGGAAUGUAGGAUUCAUGCCGUCUGAUUUCGCUAACUUUAGGCGGUGGUGUUUAUUGGGAUCGAGUUUAUUGCAGAUUGUGGCUUUAAGGCCUAACCUGCAAAUGUAUCUCAAUGAAGCUUUGUUGUCUUGGUACCAAAGACUUCAUGGUAGCAAGGUUCCUGAUUUGGAUUACAGUAGGGCGAAGAUGUUUCUGCAUAAUCAUUACUUGUGCCUUGUGGUUUUGCAAUUUCUUGGCCCGCCUGUGCUGGUGCUUAUCUUUCUUGGCUUGUCUCAGAUUGACGGUCCUUCCUUUGGAAACUUUCCAUUGGCAUUGCCUAGCUCUGCUUUUUUCAAGGAGACUGCAUUGUUUUUGGCUUGGUGGGUGACCUUUCUGCAGGCAAUAUAUUCUUCGGCGAUCCUUUUGCUACACCGGCAUUGUAUUUUGUAUGUUUCUUGAACCUUUGUUUUCUAAAGCACAGUUUUAUGUGGUAAGCCUUUUGUUGUAAGCUGAACACAUUUUUUUAGAAUUUUGACAAGAGUGAGAAGAUGAUUCGAUUUAUA